GAGUUUGAGGCCAGCCUGGUCUACAGAGCAAGUUCCAGAAGAGCCAAGGCUACAUGGAGAAAUCCUGUCUCGAAAAACAAAACCCCCCAAAACAACAUGGGUAUGCACUAGCCAUCCAAACCACUCCUGCACCUUCUUACACUAAAGAACAAAAACUUCCACAGGGAGGAGGAGGCUACACAACCUUAAAUCCAGAAAACAGGGAAAGGGCCCCAGCCCGCUCAAGUUGCUCAGGCAGGCCUUGUUGGGUAAGGUUAAAUCCUCUCAGAAGUCUUCACUGAGUGUGCCCCUAAGUGAUCUUGGGGAACUCAGGAUCCACAGGAUUGGUUAAGCCUGGCCUGUGCUGGGUCAGUGUGAGGGUGGGCAUAAAGCUGGGCCAGUGCUCUGGCCUCAGGGUCAGCUGGGGCCUGAGUCAUAGCGGGACCUUCGAGCCAGAAGUUAAGGGCAAGUGGUGUGCUAUUGUCAGAGGACAAUGACAGCUGGUGGCUGCUUCCCCAUUAGGAAGGAAGGAAUGCUGUGGGGCACCGGAAUAAGGUCCUGUGUGCCUGGGACCUUAGAGGGAACCCUACAGUGGUUGGUUUGUCUCCCAGCUUUGUUCUGGGUGCUAAGCAGCUUGAGAAAGCUAGCCAGCGCCUGCCUGAUUCUCCUUACCCUAUCCAAGGUGGUGUAUGCACGUGAGAAGUCAAGGAAGCAUAUGGAUUGUAGCUAAGGAAACCAUGGAGGAGUUUCCUUGCAAUGUUAAAGAGUUGGGGGCUGAGGAUAUGGAACUUCAAGCUCACACCCUGACCGGCUCAGAAGUCCCAUGCAAGGCCAGAGUUUUCCCACCUGUGUUAGGAGGAGUUGGGCAUAACUCUUUGCUCCUUUUCAAAACUAGGCCUGUCUUCCUCUCACCUGCCUGUCAGUCUAAGUCUGGAGCCCCAGCCCUGUGUUCCACCUGUGCUGGAGAAAGUUCGGGCAAAGGGGUUUGCACCGGGUAGUGCCCAGGACUUGGGUCUCUGCUGACAACUCCGCUAGCUUCAGCGUAGACACUGGCGCUUUAAGACGCUUUGACCCCAUGGCAUCCCGGCGGGGCGGAGACAGUGCAGGCGCCACCAGCAGAGGCAUUGCCCGGGAGGUAGUGCUAAGUGUCCUGCCCACCAUGCUGACUGCGCUCGCCCCGCCAGCCCUUCCAGGGCUCUCAAGGCAGCUGCCUGCCCCUGCCCGGCGUCAGGAUUCAUCCGGUUCGUCCGGCUCCUACCACACAGCUCCGGGUUCUCCGGAGCCCCCGGACGUUGGGCCGGACACAGAAGGCCGGGGGACUUGGCUCUGGGUGGCCCCUGGGCGGGGGGCGGGCGCGCAGCCUGUGCUGUCCGUCAGCGCCCAGAAUAGCCGCCAGCAGCACAGCUCCGGCUCGGAUUUCCCGCGAGGCCCGGGCUCCGGCCCGCUGCCGCCCCGGCCCCAGCUGCGCAUGCUGCCGUCGGGGGAGAUGGAAGUCAUCUUCGGCGCCAGGGCUCUGUUCAGCCGCUCCGACGCGGAGGAUCGGGAGGAACAACAGUUCAUGGCGCCUGCCAUCAGCAGUCCGUUGCUGCCCGGGUCACCGUCUCCUGUGUCAGUGUCGCCGCAGCCGCAGGCCCCCGACGGGGGCUCUCGCUGGGCCACCUACCUGGAGCUGCCGCCCCGCGGGCCGAGUCCGGCCGUCUCAGGCCAGUACGAGUGUGUGGAGGUGGCCCUGGAGGAGCGCACCGCACCGGUUAGACCCCGCACGGUGCCGAAGCGUCAGAUCGAGCUGCGUCCGCGGCCUCGGAGUCCCUCGCAGGACAGUCGCGCGCCGCGUCCCCGACUGCUCCUGCGCACCGGCUCCCUGGAUGAGUCUCUGAGCCGCUUGCAGGCCGCCGCAGGCAUCGUACAGACGGCGCUGGCCAGAAAACUGGGCUCUGAGGUCCCGGCCCCCAGCAAUGCCACUUUUAGAUCCACGGGGAAACCAGAACCCACGACGAAUCCUCGGGAAACAACACGCAGCACCCGUGUGGUCCCGGAAGAGGUCAAGUCUCGGCCACCCCGCGCACAAGAUAGUUCUGUCCACACCAAAGCCCCGCGGCCUUGGCCCAGUCUCCGAGAGCGAGCAAUUCGGCGGGACAAGCCGGCGCCUGGGACCGAGCCGCUGGGACCUGUUAGUUCCAGCAUCUUUCUGCAGUCAGAGGAAAAAAUCCAACAGGCUCACGAACAGGAAUCCAAGACUCAGUUCCCUCGUGAGACUCCCGAUAGAAUCGUACCGAGAACACGAAGUCCUCCCUUCCAUUCUAGAAGCUCCCGAGUGGUUCCCAGUAGGGUUGUGAGACCAAGGAGCCCAUCUCCUCCGCAGCAGACUCCAAACGGGGCCCUGCGGAGUCCUCGGUGCCCGUCCCCCCAGAACCUCUCACGACCUCAUAGGACUGUCUGGAGAAUGGGCAGUCCGUCCUUCCCUGAAGCAUCUUCUGAGUGGGAAAAUCGGAAUGAGGCCGUAGAGGACUACAGCAGAAGGAGCCCUUCCCCUCCACCUCUUUCACAAUGGACUCAGGGUGUCGCUAGAGUUGGGAACCCAGGUCCCGAAACUCCUUCUCUGUGGAAGGUUCCACAUUCGACAGGUGGAGAUGCUAUAGGGCUGAGUAGGGACCGGUCCUUGCCAGCCCUGCUCCCACAGGAGUUACCUGAUCAUCCUAUUGAAACGAGUACCCCAUCGCCCCGAGAGACAUGGGGUCCUAUUGUGCAGGGCUCAUCGACGGUAUUGCGUCAGGAAGCUAUGAAUGGCCUAACUCAGGAGUUGGAGCCGCCUACACCACCAGCCCCCGGGACUCCAGAACUCACAGAGGCGCAGUGUCUGCUCACCCCGGAAAAUGCGGAUAAUGCCUUCAAAGGCAGGCAGCCGUCUCCAGUUGUCGAUACACCGGAACCUCCCGGAAGUCAUCUCACAAGCAUCCUAGACGACGAUGUGUGCCCAGAAGCCUUGGCCUCGGGAGAAGCAGCUUCUGGACGGUCGCGCGUGACUAUUCCGCGGCCGCGAGACGUGCGCAAGAUGGUUAAGACCACUUACGCGCCAAGCUUUACCGCGGGAACCCCAAGUUCCGGGCUUCCCGCGCCUUCUGCUGACACCCGCGGGGAGGGCGAUGCAUCCAAAGCGCAGGAGCUCCCGGCGCUGGAGUCGCCGGCCCCGGCUCAUUAUACUUCCAUUUUUCUCAAGGACUUUCUGCCGGUAGUACCUCAUCCCUACGAGUCUCCAGAGCCUUCACUCCAUGCGACCCCUAAGGAUGUCUCCCACUCCAACCAGGUCCCGAGGCGGAGGGCAGAGAAUAACACCGCUAAGCCUUUCGCUCGCAGUGAGAUCCGCUUGCCUGGCGCUCUAGUCUUGAGCCGCCGGCGGGAGAAAACCCCAGCUGUCCAAGGAUGCGGUCCUGGGGUAGAAAACCUGGAUGCUGAGGCCCAGUGCCUGGUCCCAGACCACGAGGGUCGAACCAGUCCCUUAGGAGGCGCUCACACCUCAACCGAGUGGUCCCCUUUAGGAUCAGCAGGGACCCAACCUCCUCACCUCGGCUCCCCGCAGGCAUGUCCCAACUCGAGCCUUGGGACAGCACCCGAAUUGGAGACACCACUUGUGGCUCCUGCAACGGCGGUCCAGGCGCCCCUCCCGCGGGAGCCUCAGGCGACAGCGACCAGGACCGCUGCACCCCUCCCGCGAGCUGCCUCUGCGCCUCCCACGGAUCGACUCCCUCCUGCAUCCACCCAGGGGGCGCGGAGGCUUCCAGGAGCCGCGUCACCAGGAAAGGUCCUCGUAGACCCGGAGAGCGGUCGCUAUUACUUUGUGGAGGCUCCGCGGCAGCCGAGGCCACGGCUACUCUUCGACCCCGAGAGCGGGCAGUACGUGGAAGUGCUGCUGCCGCCCUCGCCCUCUCUUUCCCGGCCGCCACGACAAGCCUACACCCCGCUGGCCCUAGGGCCGGGCCUCUACCCGUCGGCCUAUGGGCCUGUCCCUGGCUCGUCACUGACGCCGCCGUCCCCCAAUCUCCCGGCCCUUGGCAGUCUCCAGCUACCCUGGACCCCUGAAGCCGGGCCCCUGGAGGGGAUGUACUACAUGCCCUUGAGCGGGACCCCCAGCCCGGCUCCACCGUUGCUCUUCUGUGCCCCGCCCUCCAGUUCCGGUCCCAUCCAGUCCAGCAAGGGUUCCGUGUUUCCUUUGUGAAGCCUCAGGUCCCGGUCCCCUUGGAGUUGUGUUCCCUAGAAAGCUUUGGGAGUUCUGGUUCCUAGUCACUUAAUUUUCCCUCCUCAACUCUUUGGCUAGUUCCAGCCAGUCCCCAGACCAGAUGUGACCUUAAGAGAAUGUAUCUGCUCCCUGGGCUGACAAUGCUGGAUCAUCAUUAACAAAUGCCUGGCUGCCUAUGUCCCGUGUCCCCCCCCGCCCCCUACCCCCCCCCCCGCAACAAAAAUCUGUAUUCCUUUCCCAAACCUUCCCAGGGUGUGGUGUAUGUGUGUAUGCAGGCAAGCAAGUAUGUCAAAGUGAGACCACCAAGAGUAAGAUGUUGGGGUUUCCCAGAAUGGCGGGUGUGGGAGUAGCAGGGCCAGGGCUGCCUGUGGUGAUGGUGAACUGUUGGUCUCUACCUAACACCGGGCCCCAGUCGAGUGGGCAGGACAGUGGGUGCUGCAGAGAUGGAGGGGAUGGGGGACAGCCAUCAAAUCUGGGUUUGAGCCUUGCUCUGGAAGGUUUUGGGAGAACGCAAUGAGGCCCCGGCCCCCGCUCAGGGCUGAGAAUGGCAGCUGUAGGGAUAGUAUGUGAGGUGGAAGAUGGAUGUUGUAUAAGGACGUGGAGGGUCGGCUUGGAACUGCAAGUCCCAGGAUCGCUGUGGUCCCUGUAAAGACAGCCAAAGGGACAAGCAACUCCUUGGCAGAAAGGCCUGCAGAAGGCGCUAGGAAGCGAGAAAGGGGAGUGACAUUGUUCUUUGGGCUUUCUGUUGAUUGCUAGGGGUGACUAGGUACAAGGGGUGAACUAAAGAAUGUCACGUGAUCAGUAAAUACUUCUCUUGGCCAGCUAUUCCUGAAGGCUGACAGGGCAGGGAGGACAAGGAUCUAGAAAAAUAAAUUAGUUUUGGGAGUUGUGGUUGUUUAACCAAAAUGGAAAGGCAAUGGAAGGAUGAGGGCUAACAGUUCACAGCAUGGAGCCUAACUCCUAACUCAUCAGGCCCCAGUGUCUGUCUUCUGUGAGCCAUCCGCACCCAGGCAGGAGGCAAGUGAGUUGAAUCUCUAAGAUGACAAGAGGGGAAGGCUGGGGUUUAGCAUAGGGGCAUGCUCUUGGUGUGUAGAAGGGAGGGCAGAGCUAGCAAAAGAAACCCAGGUGUGGUGGUGAAUGCCUUUAGCCCAGAACUUGGGAGGCAGAGGCAGGCAGAUAAAUCUCUGUGAGCUCCAGGCCAGCCUAGUCUACAAAGUGAGUGUGAGUUCCAGAACAGUCAGGGCUACACACAGAGAAACCCUGUUUCAAAAGACCAUUAAAAAAAAAAAAAAAAAGAACUGACAAGGGGCAGAAGAAGGAUGUCCAUGCAGAAGCAACAGUGCCCAACAGUGCCCACACAGGGACUGGCCCUUCAAGCUGCUCACAGCCCAGGGAAGCCCCAGACCUGUGCUCCACCUGCCCUGAGGUAAACUGAGAGAUGGAGCACGUCCCUGUGGGAUGGGAAGUGAUCUCUGUAGAUUUGAGCCUGAAGUGACUGGACCUUGCUGGAGGGUGUUUGGAGAGGGACAGUUCCCACUAGAAGCAGGGUCAGAGCUGGCGAUUGAUAGCGUUCUGGUUCCAGGCCUAUGCAACUAAGAUCCCCCAGAUCCCCUACCAGCCUUGCCCUGGACUGGAAACGGCUAAAACACUAAAUCAGAAUAGCCUGAACAUCUCUACCAACGAUUCUGAUCCCCAUGGCAUAGAGGGACCAGGCCACCCCCAGAGUGCAUCGUCUUGUCCUGGUGUGCAAUAAAUGGCUGGCCAUGGAAAGCCAUGGUGACUGUGAUAACAAUCAGUGUAUGAUCCUUAUUUCCUGCUGCCAUCCUUAAAACAAAACAAAACAACCCACUUUUCCCUGGAGUGGUGGUACCCACCUUAAAUUCCAGCACUUGGGAGGCAGAAGCAGGUGGAUUUCUUUGAGUUCAAGACCAGCCUGGUUUACAGAGCAAGUUCCAGGACAACCAGGGCUGUCUCAAAAUAGCCAUGUAAAAAACACUUAAAAUUCUGUAUUUUUAUUUGUGUUUACCUGCAUGUA
Messenger RNA from Alexandromys fortis (reed vole), 6248 nucleotides. It is a transcript of the gene Prob1, whose product is annotated as proline rich basic protein 1. Gene Ontology annotation, cellular component: nucleoplasm. NCBI's taxonomy places the organism in Eukaryota, Metazoa, Chordata, Mammalia, Rodentia, Cricetidae. The transcript has a single exon. Bases 1055 to 4192 code for a protein of 1045 amino acids. The record is from RefSeq and is a predicted model, not a curated record.